AUGGAGAUUGAACCGAAGUUCAAAAGAAUAUGUGUGUUUUGUGGAAGUAGUGCUGGUAAUAAAACCAGUUACAGAGAUGCUGCCAUCGAACUCGGAGCCGAACUGGUAUCAAGAAAUAUCGAUCUUGUCUAUGGCGGAGGGAGCAUAGGCUUAAUGGGUUUGAUUUCUCAAGCUGUUUACAAUGGAGGUCGCCAUGUCAUCGGGGUUAUCCCCAAGACACUAAUGCCAAAAGAGAUAACAGGAGAGACAGUGGGCGAAGUGAAGGCAGUAGCAGACAUGCACCAAAGGAAAGCUGAGAUGGCUAAGCACUCUGAUGCUUUUAUCGCUUUACCUGGUGGAUAUGGGACACUUGAAGAGCUUCUUGAAGUAAUCACUUGGGCACAGCUUGGAAUCCAUGAUAAACCAGUGGGAUUACUGAAUGUGGAAGGAUACUACAAUUCAUUGUUAUCAUUCAUAGACAAAGCAGUAGAGGAAGGUUUCAUUACACCAACUGCUCGUCAUAUCAUUGUUUCUGCUCCUUCUGCGAAAGACCUUGUCAAGAAACUUGAGGAAUAUGUACCAAGGCAUGAGAAGGUAGCCUCAAAGAAAAGCUGGGAGAUGGAGCAAAUAGGGCUGAGUCCCACUUGUGAAAUCUCAAGAUGAAAAGGAUAACCCAAUUGAAUGUUUUUCUUCUAAAUUGGGUUCCUUGUUGCUCCGAAAACACAAAUUGACUUUAUUUGUGUAGUUGAUUCUGCUGUUUAAUGUAUUUUAUUACGGAAAAUAAAAACAGAAAAUGUAUGUUUUGGUUUUUAAUUUCUGAUAUGCUCCUACGAACAUCUCAAUCUUCAAGAUUUAUUUUGUUGUGAAUGCUUAAACCC
Molecule: messenger RNA, 857 nt
Organism: Eruca vesicaria subsp. sativa (arugula)
Lineage: Eukaryota; Viridiplantae; Streptophyta; Magnoliopsida; Brassicales; Brassicaceae
Source: the annotation of a GenBank genome assembly